This is a messenger RNA of Mesocestoides corti, 153 nucleotides long. NCBI's taxonomy places the organism in Eukaryota, Metazoa, Platyhelminthes, Cestoda, Cyclophyllidea, Mesocestoididae. The record is from the annotation of a GenBank genome assembly.
AUAAUUGCAGGUGUGGCAGUGCUGAUUGCCGGACAGCUCGUUGUAACAUUCUGCACCGCCACCUACGCAGUGCCGAUAUUUGGACUCAAUGUCUUCCCCUCGUGGGCUGAAGGUGCCAUUAAAAACGCCACCGUGAAUGCUACCACCCCUUAG